GUACCAUUCUGCUGUCUGCGCUCCUCAAACGCUGCAGCUGCCGUCGUCUUCUCUUCUCCACCACACACACCGUCGCACAGCCAUGGCGGACAGCGCAAGCGAGAGCGACACCGAUGGAGCGGGGAGCAGCUCCGCCACCCCGAUGUCGUCCUCCGCUUCAAAUUCGGGGAAACCGAGCAUAGUCAUUUCACAGUUUCGUUUGGAGGAACUGACCAACCGACUGGCCUCGUUACAGCAGGAGAAUAAAGUUCUUAAAAUUGAGCUGGAAACAUUUAAACUCAAGUGCAAAGCCCUGCAGGAGGAGAAUCGGGACCUCCGCAAAGCUAGCGUCACCAUUCAAGCGAGAGCAGAGCAGGAGGAAGAAUUUAUCAGUAACACCUUGUUCAAGAAAAUCCAGGCUCUUCAGAAGGAGAAGGAAACCUUGGCAGUCAACUAUGAGAAGGAGGAAGAAUUCCUCACCAAUGAACUGUCAAGGAAACUCAUGCAACUCCAGCAUGAGAAGGCUGAGUUGGAGCAGCAUUUGGAGCAGGAGCAGGAGUUCCAGGUUAACAAGCUCAUGAAAAAGAUCAAGAAAAUGGAGAACGAAACCAUUUCAAAGCAGCUAACCCUGGAACAGUUGAGGCGGGAGAAGAUCGACCUUGAGAACACAUUAGAGCAGGAACAAGAAGCUCUGGUCAACCGACUGUGGAAGCGAAUGGACAAACUGGAGGCUGAGAAAAGAAUCCUUCAGGAGAAGCUGGACCAGCCUGUGUCGGCUCCACCAUCUCCAAGAGAUGUUUCCAUGGAAAUCGACUCACCAGAGAACAUGAUGCGGCAUAUCCGCUUCCUGAAAAAUGAGGUGGAGAGGCUUAAGAAGAGCUUGCGCACCACUGAGCUGCAGCAUACAGAGAAACGUGCCCAGUAUAUAGAGGAGGAGCGACACAUGAGGGAGGAGAACAUCCGGCUGCAGAGAAAGCUUCAGAGAGAAAUGGAGCGCAGGGAGGCCCUGUGUAGACAACUAUCGGAGAGUGAAUCCAGUCUGGAGAUGGAUGAUGAGAGGUACUUCAACGAGAUGUCUGCACAGGGUCUGCGAGCCAGGACCGUGUCCAGCCCCAUCCCUUACACUCCCUCUCCCAGCUCCAGCCGACCGAUAUCACCAGGUCUCUCAUAUGGCACCCACACAGUUGGCUUCACUCCUCCAGCUACACUGUCCAGAGCUGCCAUUUCCCACUACAACACCCCCGCCCUGCACGUCCACGGAGGCUCCUCUCAUGCCGUAGCACGGCCUUCCCCAAGAAGAAGCACCAGCCCUGACAAAUUCAAACGUCCAACACCCCCACCCUCCCCCAACACACACUCAGGGGCCCAACAGGCUCAGCCUCCGCUACCCCCGCCAGCUCAACCCAUGGUCCAAUCCAUGUCCUCCCCGGCAGCCAUGUCACAGCACGCAUCAACAGCGCAGCAGCAGCCUCCCUCCCAGCCUUAAAGCCACACACACAGUCUCUGUCUUUGCGCGUGAGUGCGCCCACUGAAUGCCACGAUGCUAAUGCAGCAGCUUCCAUCAUUACCAGCUCUGGAAGUGAAGUUUCUUACUCUGUACCAACUCAACAAAAGACGCAGCUUCAAAAGUUUUGGAGGGAAAAGAAACAAGAUAGCUACUCACCUUCAGUGAGGCUAUCUGCCUGCCAAAUCUUCAUGUGGCGUUACUUAACUUCUCUUAAAAGGAAUGGAUAAUUGAAAAAUAAUCGCUUCUGGGAUUUGUAGGAUAAUUAUCUGUUCCACCUUUUGUCUUGUACAUGUUUUUUUUUUUUUUUUUUUUCUUUGUUUGGGACUUUAGCUGGUUGGAAUUGUUGUUGUGGCGCUUCUAAGAUAGCACAAACAGCACAUACAGUAUGUUUCAUGGUUAUGUUUUACGAUAGGUUGGAUGUUUGGAUCAAUCGAUCGAUGGAUGGAUGUAUGGCUAGAGAUUUGGAUGGCUAAAUAGAUGGAUGUGGUCAAUUAUUUUCAUGCCUAUAAUAUGACACUUGAUUGCAGUAAUGUCCUCCACUCCAGAUCACCCUCUGUCAUUAAAGCAGUGUAAAACAGUUCACCACAACCCCAAGUUUAACGUGGCUUUGAUUAGGUCAACAAAACGGUGUCAUAGAAGAGUGCUUGGAGUUUCUCCAUUAUAAUAGGGCAUUGAUCAAACGGUGCUUGCAGCACAGGUAUUUUAGUUUGUGUAAGCAUUCAAAGAUCUGCUGCUCCUAUGUUAAAAUGAAAAGGAAAAAAAGCAUCAACGAGGAUGGACACAUAAACCACAGAUAAAUGUCGCCUUUUGAGGUGUUUGAAAAUAUAGUCUGAGGUGUUACAACUUAGUCAUGUACUCAGUCUCUUCUCUGAUCUUCUCUCUGGUGUAUUUCUGAAAGCUUCUGUCAUCCUUAUGGAUAUUCCCAUCAGAAAAAAGAAAAAACAAUGCUCUUUACACUAAAUAUACAUACUGCGAAAACAUUCUAAAUGAAUGGUACUGUUGAACUAAAUUUCUAUGUAUGAUUAAAGCUCUUGAGAUGACAACUUCUGUUUUAAUUGUGAAUUUUAUGAAUAUCGUUUGAUAUUCAGUUGUAAUGUAAUGACUGUGGGUGUAACACUGAUAAGCAAACCUGGAAGACAAUCUUUUUUUCUUUUUUUUUCACUUUCACGCCUGCGAUUUGAUGCACUUGCUUAAUUUAACAGAACAUUUCAACAGGCUCAAAAAUGCAUCUUUUUGUGUAUUUAGCUUCACUGGAAUGUUUCACUGUGGUAGUUAUGAGUCUGACAAACCUCUGAAGUAGUUGAUGAAAAAUGUUUGUGCCUUAAAUAAACUGCACCAACAAAGCUCACAACCUGGAACAGUAGAAAAAUUUUUAUAUUUUUUUAUAUUCAACCUUUAACAUUAUAGGGCAGUAUGCGUUUAUGAGCACAGGUAGGUACAC
Messenger RNA from Pelmatolapia mariae (spotted tilapia), 2927 nucleotides. RefSeq names its product coiled-coil domain-containing protein 6-like. The record is from RefSeq and is a predicted model, not a curated record. Bases 83 to 1465 code for a protein of 460 amino acids. NCBI's taxonomy places the organism in Eukaryota, Metazoa, Chordata, Actinopteri, Cichliformes, Cichlidae. The transcript is spliced from 9 exons.